Molecule: messenger RNA, 2541 nt
Organism: Sphenostylis stenocarpa
Lineage: Eukaryota; Viridiplantae; Streptophyta; Magnoliopsida; Fabales; Fabaceae
Source: the annotation of a GenBank genome assembly
AUGGCGAAAUCUGGAUCAACCUCUGUCUCUGCCUCUGCAAAGGUUCACCCUUCCGUGGAUCCCGAACUGGAUCCCGACUCUUACGCCCUCGAGAAGUUCAGACUCUACGAAACCAGAGCGAGGUUUUACCUGAUUGGAAGUGAUCGGAACAAGAGGUUCUUCCGGGUGUUGAAAAUCGAUCGGUCAGAGCCGUCGGAUCUGAAUAUCAGCCAAGACCCCGUCCUGUAUUCGUCCCAGGAAAUCAAGAGCUUGCUUCAGCGGAUUGCUGAGGGUAACAGAGCCACUGGCGGCCUCACUUUCGUGGCUAAGGUUUUCGGGAUUGCUGGCUGCAUCAAGUUUCUCGAGUCGUACUACUUGAUUCUCGUUACUAAGCGUAGACAAAUUGGUUCAAUUUGUGGUCACGCAAUCUAUAGCAUCAAGGAAAGCCAAUUGAUAACUAUUCCACAUAUUUCAAUACAAUCUGAUUUAGCUCACUCUAAGACUGAGCUCAGGUACAAAAAGCUUUUGUCUAGUGUCGAUUUGACCAAGGAUUUUUUCUUUAGUUACACUUAUCCUAUAAUGCAAAGUUUGCAAAAGAACGUCUCUUCAAACGAAAAUGGAGGGAUGUCUUAUGAUAGUAUAUUUGUUUGGAAUGCCUAUUUGACACAAGCAAUCAGAUCAAGAUGCGAUAACACUAUUUGGACCAUAGCUUUAGUUCAUGGUCAUUUUAGGCAGGCUCAAAGUUUUCCUUCAUUCUCCCUGUCUUGGCUUGAUCACUUGGAUGAGAAUGAGCUUGGCAGAUACACUGUAGUCCUUGCCUCCAAUUCUUCUAUUUCUUUUGCAGGGACACGUUACUUGAAAAGGGGUGUGAAUGAUCGGGGUAGAGUUGCUAAUGAUGUUGAGACAGAGCAGAUUGUCCUUGAUGAAGAAGCUGGCUCUUGCAAGGGAAAAAUGAGUUCAAGGUAUGAUCCGACAUACCAGGCAACAAAAUUGCAUUUUGAAGACCUUGCUAAGAGAUAUGGCAAUCCAAUUAUUGUUCUUAAUUUGAUUAAGACAGUUGAGAAAAGGCCUCGGGAAAUGAUGCUGAGGCGUGAAUUUGCAAAUGCUGUUGGGUAUCUGAACCAAAUUCUACCGGUAGAGAACCAUCUUAGAUUUAUUCACUGGGACUUUCACAAGUUUGCAAAGACCAAGUCUGCCAAUGUUUUGGCAGUUUUAGGAGGUGUAGCAAGUGAAGCGCUUGAUUUAACUGGUUUUUACUACAGCGGUAAACCCAGUAUAAUAAAGAGGGCCAACAAGAGCAAUCGAUCAAGCACAGGGAGGGAUACUUCACUGAGAGAUCUGAGAGCUGGUUCUGGAGAUCUUGUGAGAAUUGGGAACAGUAAUGAUAUGUUAAAUUCUGGGGUUAAUCGAGACAGAGAGACUGACAUGAACCAUCAGAAUAAAAAAGAUAAUUUUAGUAGUGAUGCACCGUAUUUUCAGAGUGGAGUUCUCCGAACAAACUGCAUUGAUUGCUUGGACCGUACAAAUGUUGCACAGUAUGCAUAUGGUCUUCAAGCUUUGGGACGCCAGCUCCAUGCAAUGGGUUUGACUGAUGUGUCAAAAGUGGAUCCUGAUAGUAGUAUUGCUGCAGCUCUAAUGGAUAUGUAUCAAAGCAUGGGGGAUGCUCUCGCUCAACAGUAUGGUGGUUCUGCAGCUCACAAUACUGAAGGGAAACCUGCUCUCUGGGAGCUGGAUUCAGAUUAUUAUCUCCAUGUAUCUGGGGUUGGGGAUGAUCUAAUUCCUGAGAAGUGUUCUGAACCAAAUCCCAAGCCUCUUGGAAGAGGUGGAAUGGUGUUCAACCCGAUACCAGCUUGCAGAGAAGACUUCUUACGCAUAAAGUUGACAUCAUUUGACAAGUUAAUUGAAAAGACCUGUAGCACAAUUAAAAAUGUGAGACUAUGCUCUGAACCUGAUCGGAGACCAGGUGGGAGCUCUGGAAACAGUGGAGUGGCACCUGAUGCAGCUGAAAUACAGCUCAAAAGCCCAAAUUGGCUUUUCGGCCAGAGAAAGUAUGAAGAGGGUUCCUCUGCUGCAAAAGUAGCUUCUCGUGAAACUGACGAUGAAGGAUCUCAUGCUAUUGGAUUUUGUGACUUGAAUUGGCUUUCCUGUGGCAGUGAUAUGAAUGAAGAGGAUGUUUUCCAAAGGUCACCCCAAACCCAUUUGUACCUUAUAAUGACCUCGGCAAAUGAGGCCAAUGGUUGGUAUGGAGGUAGCCUCCUAGGCGAUCAAGACGAAAACAGUGAGGUAUAUAAACAUUAUGCCGAGCUAUGUCAGGGACCGGGCUUGGAACUUUUCCAAAAUGACUGUGAGAGGGAGCAACACUACGCAGAUGCUUUAAGCACGAGUUCAUAUGAAAUUGUUAAUGAUACCGCCGUUGAGGCAGAAAUGGAAGCAGCUCUAAAGGAGUAUGACCAAGUUGGUGCUGACCUUGGGAUCAUUCCCAGAUCUUGUAAAUUCUUUGCUGAUGAUCCGAGCUGGCUUACAAGAUGGUUAAUUGGGGAGGAAGAAGUACAAAAUAUAUGA